AUGACGACUUUACAAAUAUAUCAAUCUAUAUGGUCGCUUCGACGGCCCAGUCGUACUCGGCCAAGGGAUAAGCCAAUGACUGUCUUGUGCCUAGGCAUGCCACGCACCGGCACAGAAUCGAUCAAGGCUGCACUAGAGGAGUUGGGGUAUCCAACAUAUCAUGGCUUCGAGCCAGCCAGGAACCCUGGGGAUUGUGUAGUCUGGUGCGACCUGAUGGAACGCAAGGAGUCCGGUCGAGCGCUGCCUCUUACAGCUAAGGAUUUUGACCAAGUACUAGGCCUGGUCCAAGCGGUGUCCGACACACCGAGUAUAUGCUUCGCAGACGAACUAAUCGAAGCAUACCCUGAUGCGAAGAUUAUCCUGAAUCAUAGGCUGAACAUUGAUGCGUGGCAGGACAGUAUUGCAUCCGUGGUGGAGGGAAAUAAAUCAUUCAUUGGGUGGUUUAAGAGAGUGUUGGUCCUUUUUUCGCCAGAGCUGUUCUGGUUGAACCAACAUGUGAAUCGCAUUGAUCUCGACGGACUGUGGAACAGAAAUAUUGUCAAGAACUCUUUGACUACAUACAAGGCACAUUAUGCUCAUCUAUCCAAAGUCGCUCCGCCGGAAAGAACUUUGAAAUGGUCGGUGCAUGAUGGCUGGGCACCGCUAUGUGAAUUCUUAGGGAAGCCCAUACCAAAUACACCAUUUCCGCAUAAGAAUACGCGAGAUGAACAGCAUAGGGUCUUAACAGAGACACUGAUGCCUUACGCAAGAAAAGGCCUGCUGCUGGCAGCUGGCUAUGGCGGAAGUUGA
Molecule: messenger RNA, 789 nt
Organism: Talaromyces stipitatus ATCC 10500
Lineage: Eukaryota; Fungi; Ascomycota; Eurotiomycetes; Eurotiales; Trichocomaceae
Exons: 2
Coding region: 1-789 (262 amino acids)
Source: RefSeq, a predicted model, not a curated record